CUUAGUUAGAACUCGAUUUUCCAACCUUUGGGCUUCGGACAUUCCACCUGAUUUCCCGCCCAAAUCCCUGAAGGUUCUAUUACCUCAGAUUUACCUCAGGCUUGUUUGGCAUGGCCAUUUGGAACAGUCCACUUUUUUCCCACCUCGACAUCUAUAAAGGACUGACUCCUGUACAAAUGAGGCUGCUGUCCAUCUGAGCGGCAGCCUGUGCAUGGUACGGGUCUCAUCGUGGUUCCAACCAUAUCGACGAGAGUGACACCUAUCCCGAAGACACCAGAGAAGACCUUCAACACCUACCGUAUCCCGCUGUUCCAUCUCCAGAGGGCUUCUCUUCCACGGAGAUCACCAUUCAUCCGUUGGACUCCUCAGAGUUCCUCUUUGACGGCUUCUCACUAGCCCGAUAGUAGAGGUCCUGAGCAUCGCCAUCGGACACAACCCAGCACCUAGACUGAGAAAUGACUUGCUUGAAGAUUCCCCUAUGAACCAGUUAACAGCAGAUUAUCAGACAUAUUUAGGCUAGCACCAAUCAUAUCAGGUACAGAGAGAGCAUGAAACCAAAUCAAAAACCCGUGGAAGCGUGCAAUCGUCUGAUACCUGGAUACACAGGCUAUGUCCCCCAAAGAUUCUAUAGAAUUGGCACUACUUAUGGAGAUGAUUCAAUGGCAUGUAUGACCUUAUUCCACAAUGCUACUCAAAGAAGCAGAGACGCACAGAAUGGGCUGAGAUACAUAGCAGCCACUACUCCCAAACUUCCAUCUAUUUGCUCCCAUGAAGAUGUUUUACAAGCACUUUAUGACUAUAAUUCUAAACACCAUCCUUAUAUGCUACGUACUGUAAUAACUAAGAGAAGUUUACUAGAGCCCCCUAUUCCUGGUUGGACUGGGUUUGUGCCUAGAGCAAGAGUCACUGAACUGGGAUAUGGUGUUCCUUACCAUGAAAUGACAAAAAAUUGCUAUCAGGAUUUUAAGAACUUAAGAGAUCGGGUCUGCUACGAUCCCACCAGCAAUUUCCAGAGAGGCAAAAUGUAUUAAGUUAAAGUUAGCAAAGUUCCCAGCGCAUACCAAAGGUUCUACAGGGCUGAAGGGAUGCUGCCAAAAUAUAGUGGUCAUAUUCCAUAUGAACAUCUUGUCAUUGGGAAAACCUUUGGAAACCUGUGCAGAAGCAGCUCGGUAUGCACGCACAUGGAGGAGUCCUAUGGUGCACAUCUCACUAAGAAACGUAAUGCCACGUUGAAGCUCCCGAAGAACUUGAAAUUUAACAUGAAAAGUUGAAACGUGUGGUGAUUUGGACUUUGGUAAUU
Trachemys scripta elegans is the source of this 1300-nucleotide messenger RNA. It is a transcript of the gene SPMIP5, whose product is annotated as chromosome 7 C10orf82 homolog. The transcript is spliced from 8 exons. The record is from RefSeq and is a predicted model, not a curated record. NCBI's taxonomy places the organism in Eukaryota, Metazoa, Chordata, Testudines, Emydidae.